AGUACGGUCAGUGGCGAAAAUACAAUUUUUUCAAAGUGAGCUUUUUCAUUUAUUUUUCCGGUAUAUUCGAUACCUUUGUUUAUUGAAUCAAUACGACGGACGUCGAAGAUAACUAUAAGACACCGAAAUCGUGUUGGAUUUUACGCAGAAAAAUAAUUAAGAGAUGUGAUUCAACAUUGUGAACUGUCCUUAUAUUUUAUACGUCAAAGAGGGAUUCCUAGUCAUUUCUUUCCGCUCGGAAAUACGUCAAGCCUAUUAUAGAUUUGCCUGAGAAGUAACGCAGCAGCCGACUCAUACUGACGGAGGAAUACCGUGUAUCGGGCCAACCUUGAACCAAAAACACUAAAGUUAACCAAAAUUACUAAAUGGAAUAUUUUUCAAUUGAUGAGAUGUACUAUUUAUUCUGAAGUGUAGGCAUAAUUUGUGUACAUCUUACAUACAUUUGGAAACCUGGUCUACAGAUCAAGCAGAUCUAUUAUAUAGAAACAGUUGCCUCUUUAUCAGUAAACUCAAACGAAGGACAUUAUGUCACGAUUUAAGGAAUGCAUGUUGUUGUCAACAAUUGUUUUCUGCUUCGUUCAUGUUUGGUUAAACCUGUCAAUUUCAACGAAUGUAUUUGCACCAUUUCAAUCAAGAAAACCUCAUAACAUAACAACAGAGGUCAAACGGAUGCAGAAUGUGUUUAAUAAAUGCAGUCCUAAGCAAACGAUUGUGUUUUUGAAAACCCACAAAACCGGGAGCACAACUCUUGCAAGGAUUAUUGAACUAUAUGGUUACAGAAAUUCUCUCGCCUUUGUAAGGAAAAUAGGAGAAAGAGGAUCUAUACAUUAUGGAAACCGGAGAUUUAGCAAAACGUCUCAUCACACGUUUCUUCCGCCACCAAACGUAACCAGAGGAAAUUACACGAAUUACAAAUACAAUAUAUUUACUUUACAUGUUCGUUAUGAUCGUAAAAUAAUAGAUGGAUUUAUGAAAGAAGAUCCCAUCUACAUAACACUGCUAAGAGAGCCAUCAAAGCAAUUUGAAUCGGCUUUUGUAUUCUUUAACAAAGGAAAAUUAGUCAAACUGCCACGAAAAGAUAGGCGUAAUCGUACUUUGAUAAAUAAUAAGAAAAUAACAAGAUUUCUUGUAAAUCCUAAAAAAUACCCUAAAUUAGUAUCUAGCAGAUAUAUUAAUAAUGACCAGAUAUUUGAUCUUGGCCUAAAUACUCAGUAUGUUUUGAAUGAUAAGGUUAUAAAUGAGACAAUUGCUAAAAUAAAUAAAGAUAUGGAUAUUGUACUUAUAAAUGAAUACUACGACGAAUCUCUAGUACUACUAAGCAAAAUACUUUGUUGGAGUCUUGAAGAUUUAGUGUAUCUUCCCAGGAACGAAAGGCCCGACUCCCAGAAAGUUGCAAUGUCCAAGAAUUUGCGUCAGAAAGCUCGCGAAUGGAAUCACGCUGACACGAUGCUGUAUAACUUCUUCGUGGAACGAUUAAAAGAACGCUUCAUUGAAUAUGGGCCGUCGUUCGAGGAGGACCUUCGGCGAUUCCGUAACAUGACGGCGGAAUUACGCCGUAGUUGCGUAGGUGGACAAGUUGUCAAAGGUCCUCGUAAGGCGUACACACCUACUGCAAAUAAUAGUGGAGUAUGCCAAUUUCAUACCGAGGACCCAAGUAAAAUGGAUGAGCGUAUAAGGAAACGAAUGGGAGCCAGAAUACAUAGUAGUGUUAAUCAUGGAAUCCAGAAAACGCAGACUAAGAAAAAAAUACCAAAAAAUGUUAGGCGCAAAAAAGUUAUUAAAAAAAAGUAAGAAGGAUACACCGAACUAGCCGGCAGAUGUCUGCGUACGUCUACUACGUAAGUAAAAAUGAAAAUAAAAAUAUACGAACUAAGUAACGAUAUGUUUUGACGAGUAACACAUCAUCAGCAGGUAAAAAUGAUUAUACCGGUUUAUGUACUACCAGGUCAGAUGUAAGAUAAACAAGCAAAUUUUAAGGUAACUCAUGCAUACAAUUAGAAUUAGAAUAAAAGAGUAAUAUUGUAAUGAGUUGUGACGGAUUUUCCCCAAGCAAUGUAAAGGGCUUUUAUUUUAAGUGCGGAAGCAAGAAUAUUAAAGUAGUCUGAAAUUAGAUGUUUUUUUGCAUUGCGUUUUGAAGAUUGUCCGGAGCUAAGUACUCAUUUGCCCGUGUUUCUAGGUGUCUGUCGGUUUUACCAAUAUAUACGAAUUUACACUCCUCGCAAGUAAUGUUGUAGACAACACGGGUUCGGAGAUUAGUUCGGACAUAGUCUUUUAUAAUAUUUAAAAAAAGAAGAUAAUUUAUAUGAUUUAAAAGAGGGUUUAACAUUAAUAUAGAAAUAUAUUUUUUGACGAUAGAGUUGAUUUUUUGUUAGCAAUCAGGGGCGGAUCCAGAAUUUUUCAAACGGCGGGGCACAACGGUUUCAGAAGAGAUAAGUGAGUAGCACAUAACAUUAAUAUGCAUUGAAAUGUCUAAAAUUGAAUGCGCCCUGAGCAAUAGUUUAAUAAUGGUGUUAAGGUUGAAACAAGAAGGUUGUGUUUGCGUUUUAGGUGGAUUUCAAAUGGUGGGCGAUAGUUUUCUGUUCAGAGAGUUAUAUAUUAUUUUAUUAAUUAAUUAUAUCGGAUAAAUUUUUUUUCGAAAAAUAAAUAUAAGUGUUAAAACACCUAUCCAUGUAUUAUUAAUUUUAAAUGUACGAUCUAUUAGGGUGCGUAGAAGUCUGAAUUUAUAUUUAUGUGACGUAAAGCUAUGGAAAUUAGUUAACAAGUCGGUAUAUGUGUUUUUAUGAUUGACUGAGGUUAUUAAUGAUGAGUUAUUAUGGUCAGAAUUAUCAAAAAGAUUGUUAAGAAAGGGUAAUUUUUUGUUGUACUCCUUUUCCAUAGUGAAUCCAGCUAAACUCUUCAAGGGACAACAUGAACGACCUUGGCUAAAAGUCGUUCACUGAUGCACCUGUUCGAUGCUUUUUGAUGCCGACAUUUGUUUCCAUUUUUUAAAUACACAACACCCAUCAAUUAGAUUCACCAGGGGAAAGUACAAAAAAAAAAAAUACCCAUCCUUGACUAUAUGAGCCGAUUCUGCGUCGGUCAGUGUAUUAUUAGUUCAAAAUACAGUGAUUAAAAACGAAAAAUGUUAA
Molecule: messenger RNA, 3128 nt
Organism: Anneissia japonica
Lineage: Eukaryota; Metazoa; Echinodermata; Crinoidea; Comatulida; Comatulidae
Product: galactosylceramide sulfotransferase-like
Exons: 6
Coding region: 526-1791 (421 amino acids)
Biological process (GO): glycolipid biosynthetic process
Cellular component (GO): membrane
Molecular function (GO): galactosylceramide sulfotransferase activity
Source: RefSeq, a predicted model, not a curated record